Molecule: messenger RNA, 1863 nt
Organism: Durio zibethinus
Lineage: Eukaryota; Viridiplantae; Streptophyta; Magnoliopsida; Malvales; Malvaceae
Product: putative protein phosphatase 2C 35
Biological process (GO): protein dephosphorylation
Molecular function (GO): cation binding; protein serine/threonine phosphatase activity
Source: RefSeq, a predicted model, not a curated record
UUUCUCCGACUUUUUUCCUUUAAAGAAAAUGGGCGGACAACCUCACCCAUGCACACACAUUAUAUCUCGCCCUUUUACUGUCUCUUGAAAGUUGAAAACUUGAAGCAAACAAAUCCACAUUUCCCCUCAGUUUUAGUGUUUACAUUUUCAAUUAUCUUUUAAAAUUUUUGUUCGGGGUUGUGAUAAAAUGAAUACUGAAAUUUAUCAUUUAUGUAACUGGAAGAUAACAGGUCUUACGUUGAAUCACUGGUUCCUUUCUUUUCCUUUUUGAGCAUCUAAUCUUUGUUUUCUCUCGAGAAAAAUUUAAGCACAAAUCCCUUUUCCCUUGAAUUGAAGAAGGAAUCCCCAAGAAACUCAAAACCUUUGCUUCUAUUCCCUGGCCUUGAUUUAGGGUUCUACUUUUCUCUUUCCUUUUUCUUUUGCUUGUUCAAGGGUUUAUUCUCUGUUCCAUUUCUUCCUUUUUGUCUUUAAAAACCCACUCUUGUGGUUUGCAUUGUCACGUAAAUUUCGUUCUUUUCUUCCUUUUGGGUUUUCUUUUUCUUUAUUAACACCCUUCAUUUUCUUCUCUGUAAAGCAUGUCUUUUAACCAAAUUUCCUCUAAGAAUACCCGAAAUGUUAAAUUUAAGAAAAACCCAUUUCUCCAUUUUUACCUGAAAUUGUUUCCUUCUAUGCAAUACGCCCCUUUUAUAUUCAGUUUCUUUUAGGCCUUUUAUCAAACACCUAAGCUACACUUUGGGAAAAAAAAUUCAUUUUUAUAUUCUUUUUUCUGUGUGACUUCGUGUUUUGAAAUCAUGGGUUGUGUUCAUGGAAAGUGUUGUACUAGAAAUCCAUCGUCAUCAGAUGGUGGUUCGGGUCACCAUGGAGAAAAGAAACCUUACAAUAACAAACACAUUCUUACACAAAGGUCAUUGGAGUCAGUUCCUGUUCCAUCUCACAACUUAACCUUGCAGUACUCAAUCUUAACACAGCGUGGUUAUUAUCCUGUCGCAGUUGAGACGGAAAACGAAGAUAGUUUCUGUAUCAAAACACAAAUUCAAGGAAAACCAAAUGUUCAUUUCUUUGGUGUAUUUGAUGGACAUGGUGAAUUCGGUGCUCAAUGUUCAAACUUUGUCAAGAAUAGACUUGUAGAAAUAUUAUCUAGUGACUCUGCAUUGUUGGAUGAUCCUUUAAAAGCUUAUACUUCGGCAUUUUUAACUACAAAUUCUGAGUUACAUAAUAGUGAAAUUGAUGAUACUGAGAGUGGUACCACAGCGAUAACUGUCCUUGUUGUUGGGAAUACCCUUUAUGUUGCUAAUGUGGGUGACUCAAGAGCUGUGAUUGCCGUUAGGGACGGGGAUCAAAUUUUGGCUGAAAAUUUAUCUGAGGAUCAAACACCAUUUAGGAAAGAUGAAUAUGAUAGGGUGAAGCUUUGUGGGGCCAGCGUUUUGAGUAUUGGUCAAGUGGAAGGCCGCAAAGACCCGGAUAUUCAAUAUUGGGGUGAUGAAGAAAGUCAACGUAAUGAUCCUCCUAGGUUGUGGCUUCCGAAUGGAAUGAAACCUGGUGCUGCAUUUACAAGGAGUGUAGGAGAUAGUGCAGCGGAGAGGAUUGGGGUGAUUGCUGUUCCUGAGAUUUCAAUUGUUCAGCUUACACCUUAUCAUCUAUUCUUUGUUGUUGCAAGUGAUGGAGUUUUUGAGUUUCUCCGUAGCCAAACUGUUGUCAACAUGGCAGCUGCAUAUACAGAUCCCAGGGAUGCAUGUGCUGCAAUUGCUGGAGAAUCCUACAAGCUAUGGUUGGAGCAUAGCAUUCGGACUGAUGAUAUUACAAUCAUCAUUGUACAGAUUAAUGACCCGUCUAAUGUAUGCAUUAUUUAAAUCUUAUUAUGGC